AUGGAGACUCAUGCCAAACACUUGGAACUCACUCUAGGAUUACUUAAGAAGCACAGCUUAUUUGCUAAAAUGAGCAAAAGCUCUUUUGGGCAAAACUCAUUGGAGUAUCUUGGACAUAUCAUCAGUGGAGAAGGAGUUGCUGCUGAACCCAGUAGGGUGGAAUGCAUGAGUAAGUGGCCCAUUCCAAAGACCCUUAAGGAGCUGAGGGGAUUCUUGGGAUUAACUGGGUACUACAGAAAAUUUGUACAAAAUUAUGGAUUAAUUGCCAAACCAUUGACUGAGUUGCUGAAGAAAAACAAGUUUCAAUGGAGCUCAGAAGCCACCAAUGCAUUUGAACUACUCAAGGAAGCUAUGACAUCCACUCCAGUACUCAUCCUUCCUGACUUCAACAAGUCAUUUGAUAUAGCCACAGAUGCCAGUGAUUUAGGAGUAGGAGCUGUGCUGAUGCAGGAGAAAAGACCAAUUGCCUUCUAUAGCAAAUGA
Messenger RNA from Papaver somniferum (opium poppy), 483 nucleotides. RefSeq lists its product as uncharacterized. The coding region runs from base 1 to 483 and encodes 160 amino acids. The transcript has a single exon. The record is from RefSeq and is a predicted model, not a curated record. Lineage: Eukaryota; Viridiplantae; Streptophyta; Magnoliopsida; Ranunculales; Papaveraceae.